This is a messenger RNA of Lycium ferocissimum, 459 nucleotides long. RefSeq lists its product as uncharacterized. Lineage: Eukaryota; Viridiplantae; Streptophyta; Magnoliopsida; Solanales; Solanaceae. The transcript is spliced from 2 exons. Bases 1 to 459 code for a protein of 152 amino acids. The record is from RefSeq and is a predicted model, not a curated record.
AUGGAAAUAAAAAGGGCGAUCAACGAACACAGGGAGCCAGAUAAAAUAAUAUCUAGGAUUGCAACUAUUUCUCAAGAAAUUCUUCAAGCGAUAAUCAAGCCAAAUCGCUCUCUCACUUCUAAAGAUGCAUGGCUUCAAAUUGAGCGCUUAUUCCGUGAUCAAGUCAGUUCUCGAACACUUCAACUCAAAGUCCAAUUUCAUAAUCUUAAGAAAGGUAGUUUUUCCAUUAAUGAAUAUGUCCAUCGCCUAAAGUCGAUAGCUGAUGCCUUAACUUCCAUUGGAAAUCCUAUCUCUGAACCCGACCUUGUCCUCCAAAUACUCGCUGGCUUACCUCCUGAAUAUAUGUCUGUGAGCACCUCUAUCUCCACUCGUGUUCCUCUUCCUUCCUUUGUUGAGGCACGCUCCCUUCUAUUUCUCCAUGAAUCUCAAUUGAAGGCUUCUCAGUUCUUCUACGUAUAA